Messenger RNA from Nestor notabilis (Kea), 1322 nucleotides. RefSeq names its product translocation protein SEC63 homolog. The annotation marks the transcript as partial. Gene Ontology annotation, molecular function: RNA binding; transmembrane protein transporter activity. The record is from RefSeq and is a predicted model, not a curated record. The transcript has 3 exons. Gene Ontology annotation, cellular component: Sec62/Sec63 complex. Lineage: Eukaryota; Metazoa; Chordata; Aves; Psittaciformes; Psittacidae. Gene Ontology annotation, biological process: post-translational protein targeting to endoplasmic reticulum membrane; SRP-dependent cotranslational protein targeting to membrane.
GAAAAACAAGAAUGGUGGUGGCUAUAUAUUGCAGAUCGGAAGGAGCAGAUGCUAAUAUGUAUGCCAUAUCAUGUUUGUACACUAAAAGAUAAAGAAGAGGUAGAGCUCAAGUUCCCAGCACCAGGCAAGCCUGGCAACUAUCAGUACACAGUUUAUUUAAGAUCGGAUUCAUAUAUGGGAUUGGACCAGAUUAAACCAUUGAAGCUGGAAGUUCAUGAAGCAAAACCAGUGCCAGAAAAUCAUCCACAAUGGGAUACAGCAAUAGAAGGUGAUGAGGACCAGGAAGACAGUGAGGGCUUUGAAGAUAGUUUUGAGGAGGAAGAGGAAGAGGAGGAAGAUGAUGAUUAAACAAUACUAUUAAUUGACUACAAUAUCUGCACACACUGCAAACUCUUGGUCUGACUGUGGAACUUGUACAAUAACCAAGAAACACAGUACAGAAGCUUUGAGAAGGCUGAGUUUAAUUUUUCUUUACCAAUUAAGAGUGCAUUAUGUAACUUCUCAGUGGAGGUGAAACAAAUCUGUUGCCAUUGAUACACCUUGGAAUAUGUUUAUGGCUCAUUAUAGCCUUCAAGUGCAGGACAGUGCAUUUGUUUCAACUGAAAAUAAAAGCUUUUUUAUUAUAAAUGUCCAAAAGUGUGGGCUAUGUAUUGUCUGAUCAGUUUAGGGUCCAAUUUAAAUAAAAGGUACUAUUAGCUAGGAGCAAACUUUAAAUCCAUUUUUCUGCAUUAGGAAUUUAUUUUAGAGAACAUUUUGGUAUAUUUGACAUGACAAAUCUCUGUUGAUUGAAACAACAUCUGCUCAACUUUCCAAGUUGAUUGGUUCUGUGGUAUUCAUUAAAUAUUUUGCUGUGAUACUGUUCCCAUCAUUCAUAGCUUUAAAAAUCUGUUUUACUUAACUUGAUCAUUAUGAAUUGGCAUCAUACCCAUUGCCACAUUCCAUAUAUUCUGGAGGGCUGCUUUUUUUAGGACUGUUGCCUUUUUACGCCCAAGAUUAUAAAGGAUAUCAUAAACUUUCUUGACUCUGCCAUAGAAUAGUUACUAAUGGCUUAAAACAUUUUUAAGCCUGUAUUUCAUCAGAUCAGCAGCAGAUCUGAGUCUUUUGAUAAACAAAAUGUCUAAAAGCAAUUUUGGGACCACAUGUUACGUAAGUUAGUGGCUUUUGUGUAGUGCCUUUAUAGAAGGUACAUCCUAAAAGCCGAAGUAUAUUCUUAAUCUACCUGACAUUGUUGGAAACAUUUUAAGGGUAAAAUACAACAUGCAUAGAGGGCAUGUUUUGUAUCAAUUUUGAAUUCCCAUCAAUAAACUGGAUAAUUUGAUGGC